Toxoplasma gondii ME49 is the source of this 6346-nucleotide messenger RNA. RefSeq lists its product as hypothetical. Lineage: Eukaryota; Apicomplexa; Conoidasida; Eucoccidiorida; Sarcocystidae. The record is from RefSeq and is a predicted model, not a curated record. Gene Ontology annotation, molecular function: GTPase activity; GTP binding. The transcript is spliced from 8 exons. The coding region runs from base 534 to 6287 and encodes 1917 amino acids.
GUCGAGUUGCCGCUUCCACACGUUGAAACAUCGAGACACUUUCCUUUCACAAGACAGAGAGGAGACUUUGCGCUUCGUCUUCUCUCGCUUUCUUCUCUUCUUCCCUCCUCUUUUCUUCUCCCUUUUGUUUCUCCCUCUUUCUCCAUCCCCUUCCACGCACUCAGCUGUCUCUGAAGCGUUGUUCUCCGCCACAAACAGCCCUCUGUCGUCCUUCCCCUGUCUCCUGAAUUCCCCCUUCCCCGUCCGUCUCUGCUGGGGCUCUUCUUGUCUGCUUUUUGGAAAGGCGGACAGCGUCGGUUUCACGAACAUGCGUGCUCUCUCUCCGUUUCCACCUUUUCCCUGUCGCCUUCGCUCGCUCGCGUCUCGGAUUUCUUCUCUCGCACAAACGGACCAGCAGGAGCAGGAGAGCAGAGGGCCUCGGGGCGCUUGAGACAGCUGAGGUUCACGGCAGAGCACGACUGGACGGACUUAUCAGAGAGAACUGUCCUUGAAAAAGAAAGCAAAGCGCCAUACGCCCAGAGUCGAGAUGGCAAAUGGACCUCGACUCUCUGCAGUUACACACUAAAGCAUGGAUUCCUCGGUUUCAGGGAUUCCUUCAACACACCCGACCAAGAGGGACUCAGAAAGAGGAAAAAGAACUGCUUUGCAAGAGCCUAAUGGCCGCGUCUCGCUUCGUGCCGGACGGCUGUUCCAUAGAGUGCCACUACAACCUGGAGACACCGAAGACGAGGCUGCUCGUUUCCUCUUCUCUCCAAGCAAAGAGGACUGGAAGACGCCUUCCUGCCUCUCUCUUCAGCUUCUUGGCCCUCGCCUUCCUCUUUCUCCUCUCCGGCGAAGGCGCAACGCUGCUCUCGCCUCAGACGUUCGCUUCUCCAGACGCUACCUCCGUCGCUGUCGCUGUCUCCUGCGUCGCUCCACGAAGGAGACACUUCGCGCUCCCGCCUGCCAGCUGUCUCCUUCUUCGCGCGACAGGCGACCCUGCAAAGCGAAACCACUCUGCGUCUAGCACAGGGGGAGGGGAGAGGAAGAAGCGCGACUUCUGGAAGGAAAGGAGACGCGAUGGACAGGAGAGAAAGAAUACGCUUUCAUGGUUCACGAGACGUGAGGAGAAGGCGGGAGAGACACUUGGGAAAGGACGAAAAUGGGGACGAACAGGCGCGCUAAGACGCUGGCAGGGAGAAGAAAAGGCAGGAAGGAGAGAAGGGCGGUCUCUCUGCGGUGCCGAUUUCGCUGGUGUAUUUUCACUUCGGGAGAGCAGAAAUCCGUUUCCAGACACUCCUCCUCGUCUCAACUCUGAUGGGGAUGGACAGCCGAGGAAGCGACUCGCUGUCUCUUCUGCGACUUCGGUGGGCGCCUCCGUUUUUCCGCACUGCUCUUUUCUUGAUGGGAGUCUACCGAGCAGAAAAGAAAGACUCUCUUUGUUCCUCGCCAGGAAAGUGCGUUCAACUCAGAAGACGAAUUCACUUCCUCGGUCUUCGCGGCACCGGUCUGCUCUGCUCUCCUCCUGUUCUCGCUUUUCACUCUCUUCUUCUUCUGCUUGUCACUCGUUCCUUCUCACUAGCCUGGCUAGAAGAUGGACAAGGCUUCAAGCGAGAGGGGAAGAAAGAGGCGCGAUCUUCUUUCUCCACCUGUCUCCAAGGGAGAGAGAUGCGUCGCUCUCCGUCGUUUGCUCUCCUCUCUCAGCUUCUUCUGCCGGCCGGCGUUCGUCUUUCUCGCCUGCGUCUCGUGCUUCUUCUCCCCUGCCAGCCGUCACCUUCUUUUCUAGUUCUUCAAAGCCGCUGCCGAGCUUCUCUUCUUCGCCAUCAGCCGCGACCAGACGCAGCCAGAAAGAAAAUGAUCCUCGAUCCAGCGCUCUGCACUCGCAACUCAGCGACUUGCCUCUUUCCACGCUUCUUCCUCCCCCCUGGAUGCUGGCACCGCCCUCUCUCGUCGCCUUCUACAAUAAUCACUCGAGUCCAAGCAAACAGGAAGUCCAAGAUGGAGAAAUGGAGGGAGAAGUAGAAGGAGAAGAAGGAGAGGAAGAAGAAACAGAUGAAGGAGAAGAACCAGAAGGAGGAGAAGGAGAAGAAGGAGAAGAAGGAGAAGGAGAAGAAGGAGAAGAAGACGGAGAGGAGGCGGAGACAAGCGGAGAUGCAUUUCAUGGAGCCAGGAGAGGUCGCAGGGAGCGCGAAACAGGUGUCGCGGCACCCUCGAAGCUUCCCCAGAGUGCAUGCGCUUCGGUCGCUCCCCAGGCUAGCGGUCGCCCGCCCCUGCAGCCUGAACUUUCUUUUCUGUUUUUCCCUCCCAAGGCCGUGACGGCGGAGGGAGGCAGAGGCGGCGAAGGCUGCGUUUCUUUUCGACGAGAAAAGAGCUUGCCGAAGGGAGGCCCAGACGGCGCCCCAGGCGGAAAGGGUGGCGACGUUCUCCUCGAGGUCGGCGAGCCACCGGCCGUCGCGCUGUCUCCUCCAACGCGACCAGCCCACCCAACGGAGACGACGACGAAGACGCACCUGAUGGAGACGGAGGCGAGUCCGGUCUUGUGUCGGCGACGGCGGCGCAGAGCUGGAGAUCAGGCCUGCCUCGUUCGACGAGGAGAGAAGCGAGCAGCGGAAGAUCUGAGCAGAAGGAAACGGGGAGUUUGGAAGGCCGAAGACGGCGGCAGGGGCCAUGGCGCGAUGCGGCACGGAAGCGCAGGAAGCCAUGAGCGAAUGGCGGUGCCCCCCAACACCCUCGUCCUCGAUGUGACGGAUCUCGAGGAAGAGCUGCGCGAGCUGAAGGAGAGACGAAAGGAAGAAGAAGGAGACGGAAGCGACGAGGAAGACGCCCUUCUAGAGAAGAGUCUGCAAGCCAUGCUCCGUACCCACGGCAAACGAGAAGAAAGUGCCAGGGAAGGGAGAGAGAACGCCCCCAAGAAACGAGAAGACGAGCUCGGACACGACGAAGGAGAACCAGAGAGAGAAGAAGGAGAACCAGCGAGAGUAGAGCAACGAGGGCAAGAGAGCGAACGCAGUGGAGAGAAUGGAGAAGAGAGCGAGAUGGAAGAAGUGGACGACGAUGAGGCAUUCGCUGUGUUUGCUCAGAUGUUUAGCGAGUUUCUUGAAAAUGCAGAAAAGCGUGACGCGAGCAGGAAGCAGGGAAGGAACCUCGUACGUCGCGGCGCGUUCCGGAAGGAAACGAAAGACGGUGGAAAGCGUUCGACACGCUACAGACUGUUUUUCGAGCGAGGCCCUCAUGAAUCACAAAAGCCGAAGAGCGACGAAGUCGAAGAAGACGAAGAAGACGCGGUGGAGUCUCUUUUGUUUUCUCCUUUUGAGUCCGAGUCCCUGGGGCCUGCGAAGAAGAGGAGACUGGCGAGGGCGGAGAGCCAAGAGAGAGGCCUGAGGCGUAUCGAGACACGAAGGCGAAGGCGACGAACCUCUGCAGAUGAAGACGAGGAGCUCGAGGAAAGCGUCGAGAGCGGGGGAGAGUCACUUGUUCAGCGAGUUCGAGGAAGGAGCGACGCUACGCGUCUACGAUCCACGAGAGAAGAAGACGCGAGACACACAGAGAGAAGAAAGAGCGACAAAAUGUAUCAACCACGAGAAGAGAAAAACGCAAAGACGAUGCCAGAGAAGGCCGUGGCAGAACACAUGGCAGAGAAAGAAGAGAUCCGUGGAGACAAGGAAGGAGAGAAAGAAGAGAUCCGUGGAGACAAGGAAGGAGACGAAGAAGAGAUCCGUGGAGACAAGGAAGGAGACGAAGAAGAGAUCCGUGGAGACAAGGAAGGAGACGGCGAUGACUGCGACGGAGACGAGAAAGAAGGCCAUGAAGACGACGAGAAGAAGGCGCCUGCAGUCCACGGAGUGUAUCUCAGUCGCGCAGGCCAGCAGCUGCUUCUCGCUCGGGGCGGCAGUGGUGGACGAGGCAAUGCAGCCUUCCUCACAAAUACCAAUCGCCAUCCAACGACGGUCGAGCGAGGCGAGGAAGGCGAAAGGCGCCACCUCCUCGUCAUCCCAAACUUUGCGGAUGUCCUCGUCGUGGGCUUCCGAGGUUCAGGGAAAACGUCUCUCCUUCAAACAGCUUCAAACGUCGCUCAUAACAACAUGCUGUACUCUUCUUCUCGCUCUUCUGCUCCUCAGUCCCUGUCUGCGUCGCUUCCGGGCGGUACGGGGACGGCUCUGGUGUGUUGGCGUUCUCCCGCUGAGUCUUGCUCUGCAUCUUGGGAAGAGCAAGACGGGCGUUUUGACGAAGCAGGCGUUUCAUUUCUCCACGGCUCGAACUCCGCGAAGAGUCUCUCGGCGGCACCCGGGUGUGCGACCCUGGAGACUGCAACGCGUUGCGAUAGAGGCAACGCGGUGUUUCUUCUGGACGCCCCUGGCCUUCCGGAUGUGGAGCAGGAGAACGGAAGUCGGUCUCUCUCCCCUUCUUCUCCUUCGUUUUCUGCUUCGCCUUCUCCUUUUUCAGCUCCUUUCUCUCCUUCCUCGCCUGCAUCUGUUCUGGGAGGUCUCGCGCCUUGCCGCCUCACAGCCAUGGUGCUCGACGCGUCGAGCCCCUCGGAAGUCGCGGAAAGCUACAAACGCCUAUGCAGAGCUCUCCACAGCGGACUCCCAGGGGCCUUGCGCGUCCCGAGGAUCAUCGUUCUAUCCAAAAUCGAUGCGGCUGCCUCUCCGGAGAAAUUGCUCGAGGUCGCGGCGUCGCUUCGCGCCUUCACAAAGAACCGGAAAAUCUUUCAGGUCUCAGCCCACACGGGGGAGGGAAUUUCGCUGCUCGUUUCGCAGACGCAAGAAAUCCUCCGAAGUCUUUACGUCUCUUCGCCUAGUGACACCCAACUCCCGACGACGACCCCUGCCGCUUCUUCUUCCUCUUCUUCUUCCUCUUCUUCGUCCUCUUCUUCUCGCUUCUCUCCGUUUCUUUUAUCGCGUCCGCCUUCUCCGAGUUUCGAGAAGAUGCGGGGGGGAUCCGUGGAGUCUGAGACAGAGCCGGAAAAACAAACAAGACAACGCCGCGAAAACGCUGUUUCUUCAGGAUCAAUCCAUCGUCACCCACUGACUCGCUUGUCGUCUCCUUCGUCUCCUUCUUCUCCUUCUCCUUCUUCUUCUCCUUCUUCUUCUUCUGGCUUCUCUCCGCUUUCUGCAGAGCGCCUGCUGGAUCUGUAUCGUCAGCUGGGAGGGUGUGGUGUGAGAAUUCACUUGUGGGAAGACUUGGAAGAAGAGAGACAGAGGAAACUGCGGAGAAGGAGGCUUGUGGGGAAGAACGUCCCUUCGUCUUUCUUCUCCGCACAGCAAGAAGAUACACAGAGAACGCAGGCCUCACAACGCUCUUGCGAGAGAACGGAAAGCUCUCUGCAACCCCGCAGAGCAAUCGACUUGGAGACAACUCUCUUCGCGUCUGCUUCAGAAGAAAAGAGAGAAGAAAGAGGAGAAGCAGAAGGAGAAAAACAAGAAGACAACGGAGAAGAAGGAGAAGUAGGCAGAGAAGAAGGAAUGGAGACAGUCGGUGCAGAGGGUGUUCCGAGGCGAGUUGUUGGUGUGAAUCGAGAGACAGAGAGAGAGCUGAGGCUGCUGUUGGCGGAGGAACGGAGACGGAUGGAAAAUGAAGAAACGCGGAAAAACAGAUCGAAGAGGAAGAAAAAGAAAGCGACAAGCGGAGCGUCCGGUCUCGUUUCCUCCAGGGAAAAACUCGAGCACGAGAUCGACGCCUUUCCUGCCAUGCCUCGAACGCCGGUUGCUCUGGAGUGGACUUGGGAGGAAGAACCAGAGAACGAAAAACCGAAGAUGAAACCUGGGCGGAUCUUCCGUUUGUCCGGGACGCUGAUCGAUACCCUGACGCGUCAAGUGAAGGAAUUCGAUAACCAAGCCACACUCCGGCUGUACAGACAGCUCGACGCCCGUGGCAUCAUCGAGCGACUUUUCCUCGAGGCUGGCGCAGAGGAAGGAGACACGCUCCUCGCAGGCGACGCGGAGCUGAAGUUACUGCCGGCUUAUAGUCGGAGAAUGGAGAGCUUGAAGCCGCUGCUCUUGAGCGAGGGCCUGCCUUCUGCCGCGGCAGAGACAGACGAAGAGCGAGAAGGGAAGAGAGAAAGCGACAAGUUCGAGGCCUGGAUCAACACAGCAGCUGAGAUGCCAAUGUCGCUCUACGACCGCGGUGCGAGACGCUUGUGGAGAAAAAGGCGCCGCAGCUUCGUCAGACACGCUCGCUCGCUGGGCCAUGGAGAAUUUCUCGCGAGAGGCGUCUCGGCAGCGCCCUGGAGGCUUCACAGCUCGGCUGUGCAUACAUCCGAAGGACAGGCAGCGCGGAGACGGCAAAGCGAGACCGAAGAGGAAACGUGACGGAGGCAGAAGGAACAUAGAACAAAAAAGAACUCUUCACCUCGAGAGAAAUGUGUGGG